UAGGGAUUUACAGCGCGACCGCUCCACUCUUGGAGAUGCUGCAGCCAGUGAUGUCAAUGCGAAUUAUUUUCAACGCUUCAACCGACUAAGCUGCAUUUCAACAGGACCCUAGCGACGAGCUCAAUGUUCCGCGCCUUAUUCAACAGUUAGACUCGUUAACCUGCAGCUGCAUGGGCCCGGGGCUGUAAAAAAAAAAAAAAAAAACUGCCUCACAUCCCCGACGUCCUGUUACCGACAGAAACCCGAUCGGCCCUUAGACCACCAAGUCCCUGCAUACCCGCCAUGUCUGCAUCCAACGUCUUCGCCAGCUCACUACGAGCUUGCAGAGUCGCCGCCAGGCAAACUGCAGCUCGUGUACCCGCUCCUCGCACCUCCGGCAGCUUCUUGGCGACUGCACGGCCCGCGCGAGUCUCCAGGCAGCCAACGACAUUCAGCCUAGCAAAGAGAUCUCUCUCUACGACAGCAACCAGGAUGCAUGGCCAUGUAACUCCACCAAAGCCUGGUGAAGAGCUCUACAUUACCUUUAUAGACAAGGAUGACAUGGAGCACAAGCUAGCAGUUUCCGCCGGCGAUAAUCUCCUCGACAUUGCCCAAGCGCACGACCUUGAGAUGGAGGGAGCUUGCGGAGGCUCUUGUGCCUGCUCGACAUGUCAUGUCAUAGUUCUGGAUGACAAGUACUACGAUGCGAUGCCGGAACCUGAGGACGACGAGAACGACAUGCUUGAUUUGGCUUUUGGUCUUACCGAGACGAGCAGGUUGGGUUGCCAGGUUACCAUGACCAAGGCGCUGGACGGAAUGAAGGUCAAGUUGCCAUCGAUGACGAGGAAUCUUCAGGCGAGCGAUUUCAAAUAGAGGAGAGAAAAAGGGAAAGAAAUUUAAUGAGAUGUGAACCGAGGUUCACAUAUGUAUACCAUGAUACCAGGAUUUGGGAUCUCUUCGGCAUUCAGAGCUGUAAUUAUAGACCAUCGCAUUGCAAGUGUACACGCUUGCGGACGAGCUUUGUACCAUAUAAACACAUCCCAUCUUCAAUGACCUGUACAAAUCACAAAAGCAGCAGACUGUGACGCCAA
Pyricularia oryzae 70-15 is the source of this 1070-nucleotide messenger RNA. Its product is annotated as 2Fe-2S iron-sulfur cluster binding domain-containing protein. The record is from RefSeq and is a predicted model, not a curated record. NCBI's taxonomy places the organism in Eukaryota, Fungi, Ascomycota, Sordariomycetes, Magnaporthales, Pyriculariaceae. The transcript has 3 exons. The coding region runs from base 283 to 852 and encodes 189 amino acids. Gene Ontology annotation, biological process: positive regulation of oxidoreductase activity; P450-containing electron transport chain. Gene Ontology annotation, molecular function: 2 iron, 2 sulfur cluster binding. Gene Ontology annotation, cellular component: mitochondrion.